Molecule: messenger RNA, 719 nt
Organism: Cucurbita moschata (crookneck pumpkin)
Lineage: Eukaryota; Viridiplantae; Streptophyta; Magnoliopsida; Cucurbitales; Cucurbitaceae
Product: RING-H2 finger protein ATL78-like
Exons: 1
Coding region: 33-623 (196 amino acids)
Biological process (GO): protein ubiquitination
Molecular function (GO): transferase activity
Source: RefSeq, a predicted model, not a curated record
CUAACCUUCCAAAUUUCUCCCCCACACAAAAAAUGUCAAUUUCAAGAAAGCUCUUCACCGCUGCAGCCCCCUCCGCCCUCCACAACCCACUCCAAUCCAUCUCUGGUGGCGGUAGCGGUCCCGACACCAGCUUCGACACCAAUGUCGUCAUGGUCCUCUCCGUCCUCCUUUGCGCCUUAAUCUGCUCCUUAGGCCUCAACUCCAUCAUCAGAUGCGCUUUUAAAUGCUCUCGAAUUGUCGUCUCCCAUGACCACCGUCCUCUCCCGACCACCACCGCUCCCCCGACCGGAGUUCACAAGAAGGCCAUCAAGAGCUUUACUGUCGUUCAAUUCUCCCCCGAGCUCAACUUCCCCGGGAUGGAUAGUGAGUGCAUUAUUUGCUUGUCGGACUUUGCUGCCGGCGACAAACUCCGGCUGCUCCCUAAGUGUAACCAUGGAUUUCAUGUUAGGUGUAUUGACAAGUGGCUGACUUCUCACUCCUCUUGCCCUAAAUGUCGGCAGUGUUUAGUUCAAACUUGUCAGAAGAUCGCGGGCGUUGGCUCCUCCACCUCCACCUCCGGUCAACCGCCGCCUCCGAUUUUGAACUUAACACCGGUGGAUCACGAAGGUCCGGUACGAAUUUAAGGCAAAAUAAUAGGGAUUAGGAGUAGAGUAUGAAAUUGUGUAUAUAUAUAUAAAUAAAUAUUAAAAUUUCUCACAAAUUCUAAUGUUCUUCAAAUU